AUCGAGUAAUAAAUUUCGUUAUUUUACUAUAUAUACAUAAAUAUAUAUAUUAUUUCAUUAAACUUUUUACAAAAUAGCAGACUUAUUUUUAUUUGAUAUUAGUAUUAAAAACUAAUUAAUUAUUUAAAAAAAAUAAUCAUAAAGAAAGUAGAAGUUGAGUUCAGAUAAGAGUUUUGUUUUUAAUAAUGAACAUAUUUAAGCUAGAUUUGUUUUCUUCUGAGUUUUAUUUUAGCUUAGGAGGUUAAUAAUAUAGGAAAGGCACUGUUUAAGGCAUUUUUCUAUCUAUUAUCUCUGCUGCUACUAUCAUUUCUUAUUUUUCUUAUUUACUUAAUUAGCUAAUUAACAACUAAAUAGAUCCUAAGUUCAGAUCUUAAAGUUUCUUAGUCAAUCAUAGGAUAGAAGUAUCUAUGAAUCAGGACCUUAUGGGCUUUCUAUUUAACUACAAUCAGACUUUUACGAUGGACUAGUUAGAAUAAAAGCAAAAUAAAACUUAUUUAGUUUAUUAUGCUUAGUUUUUUACUGGAGAUGGCGGUAGUUAGCGAUUAUACAAUCUAGAUGUUGUUCAAUGCACUAACCCUAAUCUAAAGAAAUAUAGGUGCAUAGACUUUUCUAAAAUUAGUAACGAAACGCUUGUUCUUGAUAAUAGUAAGAAUAUUUUUUCUUAAAUUUAAAUUAAUAUAUAUGGAUGUCAUGAUUUAGAUAGCAUAAAGACUACAAUUCCUAAUAAUUGUGCUUCUUAAUAAGAAAUUGAUGAUGCGAUUAAUGGCGCAUACGGUUUUGUUUAGCUUAAAUUAUAAGUAUAAUAGUACAAUACAACAUCAAAGUAAAUGCAGACAGAUUACAGAAGAAUCAGCACCUUUUUGCUUUCUAAUUAGUUUAUUAUGACUAAUAUACAUGCUUAAAAACAAGAAACAGAAGUAAGUUCAGGAUUAUUAUUUUAGACAAAAGAGACUCAAUCAUCACCAAUUUAGUAUGACUCAUAAAAUUAAAGUUAUGACAGGUAAUAAUCUUUGGAUUCAGGAUUAGGUCCUUAUAACUAGAUUUCUAUUCAAAUGGAUGAGAUUGUUCAAUAAUUCCAAAUUUAGUUCCCUACAAUCACUGAAAUAUUGGCUCUUGUUAAUAGUGUCGCAGCAAUAGUAAUGAUUGCAAGAUUUUUAGGUAAAUUUUGCUCCCAAAAAUUAAUAACCCAAGACUUAUUCAUGCUCAUUUUGAGUAAUUUGUUUUAAGAAAAAAAUGAAUAAAUACUAAAACAUAAUAAGUUUAUUGAUUAAACUAAUGAUGUGUGUUUUUAUCAGCAAAAUAACAAUUUAGAAAAUCAAGAUGAAAUUCUUGAAACUUAGGAAAAACAAAAUGCAAAUAAUAUAUUUGUUCCUAGUUUCUAAACUAAAUUUAGAGAUUUCGUGGAAACAAGUUAAAUGAUUAAUUCGAAUAGCGAUGUUUAAUAUACUGUUCGAAAAUCAGAAACUGAAGAAGAUUAGAAAGAGUCAAAGGAAAAUUAAAUUACAAACGCUUUAUAUGCAAAGCCUAGUAAUAGAAGAAUAAAUCAAUAGAAUAAUCUUUAAAAUAAACAUUAGUUUAGAUUAUAUAAAAAAAGUGAAAUUCUAGAAAAAGACAACGAAUCUCCAAGAUAAAUUUUUGAUUAAGAGAAAUCUACUAUUUAUAAAAACGAGACUUUGAAAUAGAGCUAAUUUUAUAAAAGUGAUUUUAUUAUUGAUUCCUAAUCUAAUGAUAUUGUUUAAAAGAGUGUUGCGAAUAAAGGGUUUAAUUCUAAUGUUAUAGCAUAAAAGCUGAAAGCUAUUAAUAGUAGUACUUUGAAUAAAACUAUUCAAAAUUUUAUCUUCAAAUUUAAAAUCUUUAGACGAAAAUAAUUUGAAAUUUCAAAAGGUAUUGAUUCAAGGUCAAUUAAAGGGAUAGGACAAGAAACUAUGAAGCAUUUAGAUAUCUUUAAUCUCUACAAAGAUAUUAUAUUUUUGAAAAAAGCAAUUCUAAUGCUUUUAAGAAGAGAUUAAUUAGCUGCAAUCUAAUUGGUUGGUCUAACUGAUGAUUAUUUAAAUAUUGAUUUGAGGGAUAAAAGUUCUAAAAAUGAUUUCGAUAAAAAUAAAAAAUUGAGUCAUUUCGAAAGUUAAUUCUUAAUUUUGUAGUCUGAAGAGCUGUAGGCAGAAUACAUAGAGAUAUUCCUUAAUAAAUUUAAGAAUGAUUAGGACCUUAAUGAUGUGGAUGCAAGAAUUAUUUCUUCAAUAUUUAAGAAAAAGUGA
Tetrahymena thermophila SB210 is the source of this 2255-nucleotide messenger RNA. RefSeq names its product AMP-binding enzyme family protein. The record is from RefSeq and is a predicted model, not a curated record. NCBI's taxonomy places the organism in Eukaryota, Ciliophora, Oligohymenophorea, Hymenostomatida, Tetrahymenidae. The transcript is spliced from 3 exons.